UAAAGUGAUUAAAAAAAUAUAUAAUGGUUAUAAUUCAUCUUGGAUUAUUGAUUAUAAUAUCAUAUUAAAUAAGAUUGAUAAAAUAAGAGAAUUUAUUAUACCAAUCAAAAAAUCAGAAUUAGAAAACUUGGAAAAAUUAAAUAAUAAUUUUGAAGUAUAUGAAUAUGAUGAUACAGAAUAUGUUGAUAUAAGAUAUAUUAAAAAUUAA
Messenger RNA from Cetraspora pellucida, 208 nucleotides. Lineage: Eukaryota; Fungi; Glomeromycota; Glomeromycetes; Diversisporales; Gigasporaceae. The record is from the annotation of a GenBank genome assembly.